AUGUCUAAAGAAUUGCACAAGUACUAUUUACUCCCCGAAGAACCAGAACCAUAUCGUACUUGUAAAAGCAAACGAUUCAUCACGAAAGUUAUGUUCCUUGCAGCCGUAGCUCGGCCAAGGUUUGAUGCCGCUGGAAAUGAGGAGUUUUUGGGUAAGAUAGGAAUUUUUCCAUUCACGUUCAAGGAACUGGCAAAGCGAAGCAGUAAAAAUCGACUGGCCAGUACAAUGGAGACUAAGGCGAUUGUAUCAGUAACCAAAGACAUCUAUAGUUCGUGUUUGAUUGAGAAAGUUCUCCCAGCUAUUCGAUCUAAAUGGCCGCAUUCUAGUGCAACGGAACCCAUCUACCUUCAACAAGAUAAUGCAAAACCUCACAUUAGUCCAUUGGAUGCUGAUUUUGUAGAAGCUGGAAGUAAGGAUGGGUUCAAUAUGCGCUUAUUGUUUCAACCGCCUCAAAGUCCUGAUAUGAAUGUUUUAGACCUUGGAUAUUUUAGGGCAAUACAAUUUCUUCAACAUCAAGAAGCACCGAGAACUAUUGAUGAGCUUGUUCAUGUCGUGGAGAAGUCAUUCGAAGAAAUGUCAUCGGAUAAUCUCAACCGGGUGUUUUUAUCAUUACAAGCUUGCAUGAUUGAGGUGAUGAAGUCAGCUAAGAAGUUUUUGAUGGCACUCUUCAAGUCAAGUUUGAAAUUGUUGAAUAGAGAGAAGGCUACAUGCAGCAUUGUCUUUUUGUGA
Rhododendron vialii is the source of this 729-nucleotide messenger RNA. RefSeq lists its product as uncharacterized. The transcript is spliced from 2 exons. The record is from RefSeq and is a predicted model, not a curated record. NCBI's taxonomy places the organism in Eukaryota, Viridiplantae, Streptophyta, Magnoliopsida, Ericales, Ericaceae. The coding region runs from base 1 to 729 and encodes 242 amino acids. Gene Ontology annotation, molecular function: nucleic acid binding.